CGACGCGAUGACGCGGCCUCUGACCCUGCGCGGGCCCCUGGCGGCCGGGCAUCGCGCAGUUAUGCCCAGGGCCUGGCUGCCUGAGACUUCAACGGGCGGGCUGACGGCGGCCAGGUGUGCGGCGGGCUCGGCGCCCAGGCCAGGAUCAGUCAUAUCUAGCGGGGCCUGAAGCGACAAGCAUUGCUGGCUCCAUUGUACACGAUUCUCAUUUUACAAAGAGUGAUGAAGAGAGUUUCCUGUUCCCACUCAAAGAUGGCGCCAAGUGUAAGGACUAACGCGGACUGCGUGUCGCUGUCAUUGCCGCGCGGCUGCUGCCUGAUGACAGGAAUGGAGCAUGGCCAGCCCGUGGGUCGCUGUCAGCCUAUCUCCAGACUAGGAGAGUACUGCGCUCCCGGCGACCGCCUCCGGCGCAUCUCCGGCUACUCCAUCUACACGUUCUGGUGUCCCUGUGACGUGGGGCUCAUCUGCCGUGCUGCCAAAUACACUCAGCUGCCAUCGCGGAUGGGUGCCUACUUUGACCCGCAGUGCGUGCCGGAGGACUUUCCUGAUUACGCAACAGCACGGCCGCUGACCAAUGACCUUGACCUGGGCGUGACUGUAGUGUGACCCACCCAGUGAACGUCUUCGUGCCGACCUGAGGGAACUAAAGUACAGCAAAGGCCUGCCCUUCGCAGGCAAGGUUGAUUCUACAUUUGGCUGAAGAUGUUGUCUUUGACGUCGCAGAUGGCACUACUUUACGUUACAAGUUACGUUAGUUACGUCGCAACAGUUUGGCACAUUGGACCCGCAGUCGUUCAGUUGAGUAGCUGCCUGUUACUCAUAGGAAGCAAUAUCAGGUAACUACCCUGCCGAUGAAAAAACGGGCGUCAGGCGGCAGCUAUGGCAUCAGGUGUAAAUCGAUCUGUUCUGGCAGCACGCAGCUAACGAUGUCAAGGGAUUUUUUAGUGUUCACGAGAUUGUACCGGUGUCGAGCCGUAUACCGCGUAGUGAUAUGGAAACAUGCUAAGCUGUUUGACUGAUAGGUAAGUGAAAUGCAUAAGUGCUUUAACUUCGCAUGCUUAAAGUAUGUUACCUCACUGAUAUUGUUAGACGCAAAAGCAUUGUGCAAAAACUCCUUUGACUUCAAAGAUAGUUUUAGUCAGCUGAGGAAGUCCAUUGCGCUAUAACAACCGAGCUUUCGCGCUAUUGCAAGAUGAAGUUCUUGCUGUUUAUUUUGAAUAUCAUGCCAUGCCGUUGUAUGUGUUUCUAUUGGUUGUACGCCUAUGUCAUCUAUGACACAGCAACGCAGUGAAAAAUUCACCCGUCCUUUACAACAGAAAUGUUAUUUUAUAUCCUUGGGCUUACUAAAUUAUAAAUGAUGGUGGAAUACAUGUGGUCUAAAAAGCCUACCUGACUUUUAAAACAUGUUAUCAUAACAUUUCAAGUUUUCUUUAAGUUUCUAGGUAUAGAACACACACAGACGACUAUCUGGAUCGAAUCCACGGUUUACGCUUUUGGCAGUACAGUUCUAUUGCGUAGGUACACGACAAAGGAACCCAGGCAUCCCGAGCCCGAAUGUCAACGACAGGCCAUAUCUGCCGCUGCUACUCUCAUGUCAUCAGCUAUCUCGACCGUGCCACUCCAUCCAACGACACCUGCAUAAGGCAGCAUCAACUUUGCACAACCCUGACCUCAGCAGCUCAGCUCGCUAGCUCAACUGCGGCUUAGGUCGCCGCACCUCGCCAGAACGGCCCGCGCGGCACGUGCCGCGAGCUCCACAGGUGGCUCGCACGGCUGCCGACCGGCGCCCACGCGGCGGACGGCGUCGGAGCCUCUCCGAACGGCCGCACCGGGGAACACCCAGUGCUGCCACCUGCUGCGAAUGGUGUAUUGAGCUAGCUGAGUGACAGCAAUCAACACUCAAACCUAUCUUGGUUUGAGUGUUGAUCGUCGCACGCAAAAACGACCUGUCCAGUGCGACGGCCGAAGACGGGGCGGCGCCGGAGCAGAGAGCAGCGGAUGCACCUCUGCCUCGUCAUGAAUCGACGCGUCCGAGCGUCUGCCGCCAGUAACGCCGCGCCGCCA
Molecule: messenger RNA, 2064 nt
Organism: Pollicipes pollicipes
Lineage: Eukaryota; Metazoa; Arthropoda; Thecostraca; Pollicipedomorpha; Pollicipedidae
Exons: 5
Coding region: 223-606 (127 amino acids)
Source: RefSeq, a predicted model, not a curated record